AACAUGGCGAACACAGAACAAGAAAUGACAUCUGUUGAGGAUGUGGAGUGGCCUGACAGGUGGAAUCAUCUGUGCAAGUUCAUGGAGAGAACAGGCCCUUUCGCACAUCCUGACUUUGAGCCAAGCAAAGAGAUGCUCGACUUCAUCAAAAGUACCUGUAAAAUACUUGUGGUGGGAGCUGGUGGUCUUGGGUGUGAAUUACUCAAGGAUUUGGCUUUGAUGGGAUUCCAACUGAUCGACGUCAUAGACAUGGACACCAUCGAUGUCUCGAACCUGAACCGACAGUUCCUAUUCAGACAUUACGAUGUCGGUCAACCCAAGGCAAAAGUGGCGGCCAGAUUCGUCAACGAGAGAGUACCAGGAUGUAAAGUCACACCCCAUUUUUGCAAAAUUCAAGAUUAUGACGAAGAUUUCUAUAGAAAAUUUCACAUUGUUGUUUGUGGUUUGGAUUCCAUCGUAGCAAGGCGGUGGAUUAAUGGAAUGUUGUUAAGUCUUCUCAACUAUGAGGACAGCAUGGUGGACCAGACUACAAUCAUUCCUAUGGUAGACGGAGGGACCGAAGGAUUCAAGGGUAACGCCAGGGUCAUACUUCCAGGAUUAACAGCGUGUGUCGAGUGUACGCUUGACUUAUACCCACCACAGAUUAACUUUCCUAUGUGCACAAUAGCCAAUACGCCCCGACUUCCUGAGCAUUGUAUAGAAUAUGUUAGAAUACUUCAAUGGCCACAAGAAAAGCCCUUUGGAGCAAGUGUAGCCAUUGAUGGUGAUGACCCUAGUCAUAUACAAUGGAUAUUCGAGAAGUCUGUAGAACGAGCUAAUAAAUAUGGAAUAGUUGGCGUAAAUUAUAGACUAACUCAGGGUGUAGUUAAACGAAUUAUUCCGGCAGUUGCGUCGACCAAUGCAGUGAUAGCAGCUGCUUGUGCAACAGAGGUAUUCAAGAUUGCCACAAGCUGUUGUAUGCCACUUAACAAUUAUGUGAACUUCAAUGAUACAGAAGGAGUUUAUACCUAUACAUUUGAAGCAGAGAAAAAGGAUGAUUGUCUUGCCUGUAGUCAGAUCCCGCAGAAACUGCAGUUUUCAGAAGAAGCCAAACUACGGGAGGUAUUAGAUUAUUUAACAGAGAGUGCUGCCUAUAUGUUACGAUCUCCGGGAGUCACCACAAUGAUCAACGGGAAAAACAAGACCCUCUACAUGCAGACGGUCAAGUCCAUUGAGGAGAAAACGAAAGAAAACUUGUCCAAAACUCUUAAAGAACUCGGUUUAGAAGAUGGACAAGAAAUAUACGUAGCUGACUUAACCUCACCAAGUUCAUUGACAUUUCAACUACAGCUCACGAGCAAAAUGGAAAAAGAUUGAUAUUUGUGCUGAUGACGUCGGAUGGUUUUCUGCAAGAUAGACUGGGUCAAUUGAAUGGAUUUCCUUCCCAAAGGCCUGAAAGACAUUGACAUUUUGCAAGGGAUUCUGUCCAAAGAGACUGACAAGUCGACAGGUUUUGACAAUUUUACAACAAUCGGGGAUGUCAAAUUUCCAAUAUUAAGCAGAUUUAAAAAAUUUCGCUCCUGCUUUAUGCUGAAUCUUAUAGCUGGAAUGGAGAGCUAUCUGUCUCAACUCUCUGUGGAUCUUUCAAUUUUCAAAAUUGGACCAAAAAUAAGCAUUUUGGAGGCAUUUUUCAGCAAGUGAGUGUCGUAAAAGGACAAGAUUUUUUCACGGAAAAUGUUUCAGACUUUUUGCGUUAGUCCAUCAGAAUCCGAGAACAAACGUUUCCUAAAUGCUUGUAUCAGAUGUGAUGGGUAAAAAAAUUAUCUAAAUUUUUUUCGUAGCAUUUGUAAUGAGACCUGUGAUCUAUAGUCUGCGUGUUAAAAAUUCGUGUCACCUAAAAAGCUUACAUGCGUUAUCAUAAUUUAAAAUAUAUCCUUCACGUACUUACGAUGUUUCCUAGCAGUCUGAAGUAUAUUUUGUUGCUCUAUUAUUUAUAAAUAUUAUGACGUCUGCAUUAUAAUUGCCGCCUUUUAUAAAGCUUUAUACUGAUUUAACCUGUCUGGGCCACCUUGAUGUCCAGUGGAACCUCAAAUAGCAAACACCUCUGUCAGUAGGACACAAGUUUAUUGACAAGAGGUCAGCCGAGUACCUUUUGUCAGAUCUAUCUGAAAAAGACUUUAGCAAGGCCCUCAACAUGUUCAUUUUCCCACUGUGAGUUUCGACAUUUUGGUCUCAGUGAAAGUGGCGGGGAUCUCAGCUUGAAAGUUCAAUCAAAUUUAUGAAAUAAUGGAACCUUUCUAGAAUAGUUUUAAUGGAACAAAUGUGUGGAGGGGAUAAUAGUACGGGCUCCCUGAUUGACUGCAAUUGGCUGUGUGGGCUCUGAAGGGUUGAUGUGUUUAUGGGUAAUAGUACGGGCUCCCUGAUUGGCUGCAGUUGGCUGUGUGGGCUCUGAAGGGUUGAUGCGUUUAUGGAUAAUAGUACGGGCUCCCUGAUUGGCUGCAAUUGGCUGUGUGGGCUCCAAAGGGUUGAUGUGUUUAUUGAAAGCAAGGCUCAGCAGACAACCAGCACCUUUUAUGGUGUGUAUUGAAUAUCACAAAUUGAUCCAUUUGCUAGUGGGCCAUUGGCUGUUAAGACAAUAUUAUUCCAGGAAUGAGCUAGGCCCACAUGUAACCAUUUGUGACUCGCUUUACCAAAACUAGGCGCUUGUCGCAUCUGAACUUGACAGGUUGAUACGGACUUGUUGUUCAUUUCCCUAUUGUAGACCUUUUGUGAAAUCUAUUACAAACUGAUUUGGUCACAUUUCACAAAAGGUCUACAAUAGGGAAAUGAACAACAAGUCCGUAUCAACCUGUCAAGUUCAGAUGCGACAAGCGCCUAGUUUUGGUAGAGCGGGUCACACUUUGUUCAGAAUUCGUGAUGGUGAUAUUCAAGUCACUCCACAGGCACGUGAAAAUUAGAGCUCAAUUGCCCCCCCCCUCGACUGACAAACACCAUCCCUCUGACAACACUUGUUAAAGAAUGUUCUU
Molecule: messenger RNA, 3005 nt
Organism: Lineus longissimus
Lineage: Eukaryota; Metazoa; Nemertea; Pilidiophora; Heteronemertea; Lineidae
Product: NEDD8-activating enzyme E1 catalytic subunit-like
Exons: 15
Coding region: 4-1356 (450 amino acids)
Biological process (GO): protein neddylation
Cellular component (GO): cytoplasm; nucleus
Molecular function (GO): NEDD8 activating enzyme activity
Source: RefSeq, a predicted model, not a curated record